This is a messenger RNA of Pyrus x bretschneideri (Chinese white pear), 1535 nucleotides long. RefSeq names its product F-box protein At2g16365. The coding region runs from base 46 to 1182 and encodes 378 amino acids. Gene Ontology annotation, biological process: regulation of photomorphogenesis. Lineage: Eukaryota; Viridiplantae; Streptophyta; Magnoliopsida; Rosales; Rosaceae. The transcript has 3 exons. The record is from RefSeq and is a predicted model, not a curated record.
GGAUCUCUGCCAAGCCUGCAGCGUUCUGUGCAUAACAUAGAGACUAUGAGAAUAUGCUCCACUGUCAACGCUGAUGAAGAAUUAUCUAGGGGUCCUCCUAUGUUUUCAAAGACAGCUCACCAUUUUCAGAUCACGAAAAAGACUGGUGUUAACUUGCCUGAAGUAGGUCAAAUAUUUGGACAGUCAACUGUAUCAACAAAAUUGAAGGGAAAAGCUUUUAGUGAUCCUUUUGGUUUUUCCACGGAGUAUGGUCUCCCUCCUCAACCUAGAUUGAAGCUGCUACCUUACAGGAGCUCUACAGAUACCGAUGGAGUGGAAGAUGUAAGAGUUGUCAAGGCUCAAGCACUCGAAUCAUCAUCUGAAACAGAUAUUAUGGACAUGGAUGCUUUCCAGGAUAACCUUCUUUCUGGUGUGGAGGUAUCCGCAUCAGAUAAGCAUGUUGAGAGUGGCAAGAAGUCACCAAAAUCUCGAUCAGCCAUCGCUUCAGGUAGAGAAGAGAACGGAGCUAGACUUCCAUACACAAAAUUACCUGACAUAAAUCAAGAGCUUCCUGAUUCAGCAGAAGAAAGGGAGACGAGCAUUUCAAGAACCCAGAGUUUGGAUGUCGAACAUCUCCUUUCCCAUGCUGAGCAUCCCACAAAUUCAAAAUCCAGUGCAUGUCCAGAAGGAUCUCAGGGACCAGAACCAAGCAGCAGGUGGGUUAAACGGCUCAAGUUGACGGCUUCUCAGCCUGUUUAUGGUACAAAAAGCUCAAAAAUGGGAGAAGCCUCUUCAUGUGAAAAGGUCAAGAAAUCUUCAAACACAAUUAUAAAGUGCAGUAUGACUAGUUCACAACCUGCCACCGGCAGAUUUCUUGGUAAAGAACAGAUGGUGCCAGAUCAAACUGCAAUGGUAUUAAGGAAUCAUGAGUCAUCUCCCAUUGACUCCACCGGGAAAGGUCGAAAUAUAACGCUCUCUCAUCCUUGGAUUCGGAGGUGGUCUAAAGUAGCAUCCCAAAAGAAGUCUGAGGCAGUGGUUGCUUUUCAAUCACAAUGUUUGAAGCCAAAAGUAGAUGAGUUUCAGAAGAAGCAGUUUCCAAGCAUUGCUGCUAUGGCACUCAUGGGAAAGGCUAUGAGUGGUUUCCAUCCAUGUGAGUUUGCAAACAAGGGGUCUUUUGUAGUUUGGAAUACCAAGGGAUUUUAAAUAGACAAGUCGUGCAACUCCGGAAACAAGAGUAUGGUAUACAAAGCAUGGGAAUAUGAUUGUCCAACUGAUGGUUAGCAUUUGCUUGGCGAGGAUAAAGAAUGCAUUGUCCAUAUUUGAGAAUCCACAAAGAUGGCUGAUUGUGGAGUUUACAGAUUAUGAAUGUCGCAUAGGUGUGUAUCCAACUUGUAAUGUUGGUUUCUUUUUUAGUUUUAAAAGUAGGUAAACAAAGGGAUCGAUUAGCGGCCCUAGUUUCUUGAGUAUGGCCUCUACAAUGGGGGAUGAGAGUGACUGUGUCAACUUCUCUUACUUCAAUUGAGUAAUUGGAAACUAAUCUGCUAGUCGUGGUUCUA